Molecule: messenger RNA, 2249 nt
Organism: Pangasianodon hypophthalmus (striped catfish)
Lineage: Eukaryota; Metazoa; Chordata; Actinopteri; Siluriformes; Pangasiidae
Exons: 7
Coding region: 264-845 (193 amino acids)
Source: RefSeq, a predicted model, not a curated record
CAUGUUCUGCAGCUUAUUUAAAAACAGUACAAAUUCAGUGAUCUUAUCCUUCUGUGUUUCACCACCUCCUCUACAGAAAGACUGCACUCCUCCACUGUUCACUCCGCCCUGUCCCAGAGUCGCUCUUACCUCGUUACUCACUCAAUCAAACACACACACACACACACACACAGCUGCUGUGCAGACUGAAGAACUCCUCAGUAAAAAAAAAAACACCCUUGCUCACACACACACUCACUCUCUCGGGCUAGACUGCAAGCAGCAUGUGUUUGAUCAGGAAACUCUUCAUUUCAUGUGUAGUCAUGCUGUGGAUGAAUCUGACUGUCUCUCAUGCUCCCCCCUUGUGCUGUGUUCAAGACUUCACCAACAAGUCAGCAAAACACACAGUGAGCACCUCGGUGUGCAAGUACACCACCUGGAACAGAGAUGAAACACCCAUAAAGGAUGAGCAUGACAGUGUAAACAAGAAGAUUGUCCUUGCCUUUGGACCAAACUGGAUUCUCCUAAAUGGGAAAUACUCUGGCAUUAAUUUCAGAUGUAUGGAUCCAGAUAAAUGGGUGACCACAGUUAAUUGCACAGAUCCGUGCAAACCUGGAGAGGAUAAUCCUGUGACUGAAGACCCCAGCCUGACCCCUCCAUCAAAUGAAAUUAAUGUUUCUGUCUUAUUCGUCAUCACCAUCGUCAUCAUCAUCAUCACCAUCAUCGUCAUCAUCGUCAUAGUCACAUGGCAGACAGGAUGUUACGGGAGAUGCGGUGAGGCGAGGCUAGCACACAGUGGUGCUCACCAUGCUAAUGGUGUGUUCCGGUCUGUCAAUCAGGAGGAUCAGCAGGAGUCCAGCCUGUGAUCUGAUGUUAUUUACAUAAAUUAGAGUUUAUGUAAUUUUUUUUCUUUCUUUCUUUGUUGUUCUUUCACUGACACUAACCAUGCUAAUGGUGGGUUCCGGGCUGUCAAUCAGGAAGUUCAGGAAUCUCAUUGGAAUCGUUGGUGAGAGUGAUGAGUGGAUCAUCAGUCUGUUUCUCAGUGCAGCUUUAGUUUCUGUCAACUAGCAGGUUUUCAUCCACAUAUGUUAGCUUAGCAUAACAUUAGAUUCUGACAGGUUUGGACUGCUGUGAGAAAAUGAUGCUCAGAAUCAAGACUGAUUAACGUGAGGCCAGGAUUCAGCAAAUGUUCCAGCUCAACUACAUCUCAACAACCUCACAAAAGACCUGAAACCAGCACAAACUAGAACAGGUUUUGGAAAAGCUCACUGUGGUGUGCACGCAUUUCUGAUUUGCGUGCAAAUUUAUCUAACCGCAACCUUGCUUCAAACCGACUCCACUCUGUGGCAAAAAAACCAACCCUGGCAACCCAUGUGAGCUAGUUUACUAGCAGUUAGUUAACUGGUAAGCUAGCUGCAUUCAUUAAUAUUAGCCAUAUUAGGCUGUUAUGGAUGGUGAGAGAACAGUGGACAUUUCUAAUUUGCAUAAUUGCUUGUAUUCGUAGAUCCUGGUAUUUGUAGUGAGUGUAAAUGUGUGGAGAUGUUCUUCAGUCAUUUCUUGUGUUGCUUAAGUUGUUGCUAUGGUGACAAAUAACCCUGCCAGUGUAGAACACUAAAACUAAAGACGAUAUCAUGACUAUUCCAUGACGUUUUAUCAUGUAAAUAUAUUUUACUACAUUUCUAAAAUGUCAUUCCGCCAUGAUUUUCCAAAUCUUAUCGCGAACAGAAUUAUGGGAUUGUUAUCAGCGUUAAAUAAGGACCCUUAGAAGUCAGCUGUUGUGCCGCCUGCGGUUUGAAUGAGACACAGCCGUUAUCUCACUGUACAAAACAUUUUGAAAUGUCUGUGAUGAUAAUAAUAUGGUGAAAUAAAUGAUUAUUGACACGUUAAUAGAUAUGAUUACAUAAAUGGUAUACUGUAUAACUGCAUAUUAUACUACACACACAUAUGAUUAUAUAUAUAUAUAGUGUAUAUAUAUAUAUAUAUACACACUAUAUGAUUAUAUACUAUAUGAUGUUCAAUGAUCAUGUCAGCUCUGUUAUUAUUAUUUUUGUUAUCAUAGUAAUAGUAAUAGUAGUAGUAGGAGUAAUAGUAGUAGGAGUAAUAGGAGUAGUAAUAGUAAUAGUAAUAAUAGUGGUAAUAGAAGAGUACUUACGUGGAGUGAGUACUAGUUUCUGAUUUACUCUCUUGGCUCUGGGCCAGGGGUUUCUUUAAUCUAACUGUAAGCUAAUUGUUCUGUAAUUAGGUAUUGCUUCUGCUUUGUAUUACUUAAA